This is a messenger RNA of Penicillium taxi, 1440 nucleotides long. RefSeq lists its product as uncharacterized. The transcript is spliced from 3 exons. Lineage: Eukaryota; Fungi; Ascomycota; Eurotiomycetes; Eurotiales; Aspergillaceae. The record is from RefSeq and is a predicted model, not a curated record. Bases 1 to 1440 code for a protein of 479 amino acids.
AUGCCACUCUAUACCGCCUCUCAUAGUUUGCGCUCUAGAAAAACAAAGAAGGAUGGGAGAACAAGGACAUCCUCUACUUCAAAUCCUAAACAUGACCCUAUCGAGAACUAUAAGAAUUUCUCAUCACUAAAUGACGCCGGCUCAAAACAAGCUCUGAAACCGCAGGCGGAUUCUGAGUCCCCGAAGCCAGUACUGACUCAAGUAGUCGAUGUAUUCCAAUUUCUUGACAGCAGCAAUGAAUCGUCGUCUUCAGACUCGUCCGAGGACGAGCCAGUGCCUGCCAUUCAGGCGCAAGCGAUCGCUAAGAUCCAAGCACCAAAGCCACGAGCUAGUUCUGUAUCACAUGCGAUGUUGGCGGAAACGAAACCAUCUCAAAAAGCGACAAGACGCUCAUAUGGCGGGGUCGACUCGCGCCCGCCACCAGCUCCAGCACCUCCGCGAGAGGCAAAAUUGCACAUCGCUCACAAAGGCCCACCGAGACAAAAACCAUCUGCGCCAGAAGAUUAUGAUUCAUCGAGGCCGGAGUCACCUCCAGUCCCAUUCAAACGCCAAUUACAAGUCAAGGAAACCGCUCUCCAUAGGCAAUCACUUCCACCAUCUCCUCCCAGAAGCCCAGAAGACCGCUUUCAUCGCGGAGCAGUAACGAGAAGAAACCCCAGUGCGUCGCAGGUCUCCUCAGGCUAUGGCCUCGUCGCAUCUCAACUCACUCACUCAGCGGAUGAGGAAAAGGCCACAUUUCCACCCUUAUAUCGUCGCUUUGAGAGUAUGAACCACCGCGUCCUGCUGCAUCUCCAAGAUGAGAUCUCGCAGAUGGAGGAAGACCUUCAAGCACUAGACGAAUAUGAAGAGAUGCAUCGUGUAGCUGAAGCCGAGCAAGAAGGAAGAGAACUCCAGCCCGCUUCCCGUCGCAUGGACGCCCAAACCCAGGGAUAUUCAUCGCUGCAUUAUCGUCGCAUGGACCUGAUGGCAGCUUUGAUUCAAAAGACCGAACAAUAUAACACUGCGCUCAGUGCAUAUAGCAAGGUCCUCCAGACUCUUCCCCGCGCAUCGGAAGAUGACGUUCAAAACUACCGCUCCUGGAUGAAAAAAAAUAAUCCCAUCACUGCAGCCGAAACUCGCUUCCUGUAUCAGGAUACUGACCUCGUUUCUUUGGCACCUCGGCCGGCCGUGUCCGCGUCCGCUGCUGCUACUGCUACAUCACCAAUCUACAUAGCGAUAAUAAUCGCAUCCGGCGCCAUUUUACUACCGCUGCUCGCAUUCAGUAUGCUUGCCGAGUUCUCUGGCCGUCUGGUCGUCGUAACAGUCACUAGCGGUGCGGCUGCUGCUAUUGCUGCCAAUUACCCCACAGGGAUUGAGACACUCGUUGAUUCCAAGGAUGGUUGGAGGUGUGCUACUCUAUAUUUCGGCUUCAUGACUGUUGCUGCUAUGUUCAUUCCCUAG